AUGUACUCCACUUUGAGUCCCUAUAUAUCACCUUUAAAAGUGAGACACACAUCGGUAUGGCGGAGAAACAAAUACAUAUCCUCCUUGUGCACGUCGCAUAACUCUCGCUAUCUUUCGGUAUCAUACCCGGGCAAUAGGAAUUGCAUCAGAAAGAUAUUAUACGCGUUUGACCCCGUCGAAAACCAAUCCGCUGCUUCUGCACGAUCCUGCUUCUCCUUUCUCAACCCUCAAGCUGUCGCGAACUCGCCCGAACUGCGACAUGCAAAUUGCAUUGUUCCGUCUAGUCUGAAAAUACCAUGGGUUACAUCAUUCCCUGCCUCGCUGCAGUCCAAGUACUGGACGGAAGCGGAAGAGGCUGCGAGAGAUUUGCUACGAGCGAUCUUUAUCACGCCGUCACGGAAUGUCUCCGAGAAGUACAUCGAAGCCGUGAUCGACGCGGCUGUUUCAUUCACUGUGAAUGUUGUCCCAACAGGAAGCGUAUCGAGAACGAGAGCUCUGGCGAGGGCUUAUACGCUCGUCUUCAUACAUGAUGAUGCUGUUGAGUCGGGAAAUUUCGAUGCAACCAUUCCGAAUAUGUAUAACAAUAAUGAGCGACAUUCUCACACCGCAUUUGAUAUGGUAGCCCAGGAAGUCAUGUCUGAGGACACUGCGCAAGGCAGGAGAUUUCUGGACGGUAUGAUAUCAUGGGGAUCCCUGCCACAGGCGAUACAACCCAGCAAAGCCUUCCCGACACUCAUGAACUACGUGAAGUACCGGAUAGAAGAUGUGGGGGCUGACCUCGUCUUUCGCAGCGUGGAAUUUGCAUCGGAUAUCUGUGUUACAGAUCGCGACGAACAAGCUCUUGAACGCCUGAGUUCCCUCUGCGCGAAACAUUGUGCAUUAUCCAACGAUCUAUACUCGUAUCCUAAGGAAGUCAUCGCCGAAAAGGAGAACGGAGAAACUCUUCUUAACGCUGUCAAGGUCGUCCAGGAUUUGAUGAAUGUUUCCUCUUCGUCGGCCAAGUCGAUUCUUCGCGGUAUUAUAUUGGAUACCGAGCGGCAGAUAGGCGAGGAAUAUGAGUCUCUUGUCAACUCGAAGAGUACGACAACAUCGCAACUGGUCUACGCUCGGGGAUUGAUCAUCGCUGUAGCAGGGAACAUGUUCUUCUCGGCUACGAGCUAUCGUUAUGCUAAAGCUGUCGAUGGAUCCAGGCUGGUGUAA
This is a messenger RNA of Aspergillus lentulus, 1200 nucleotides long. Its product is annotated as terpene synthase family protein. The record is from RefSeq and is a predicted model, not a curated record. Lineage: Eukaryota; Fungi; Ascomycota; Eurotiomycetes; Eurotiales; Aspergillaceae.